Messenger RNA from Trichoplusia ni (cabbage looper), 1712 nucleotides. Its product is annotated as transcription factor SOX-9-like. Lineage: Eukaryota; Metazoa; Arthropoda; Insecta; Lepidoptera; Noctuidae. Bases 392 to 1048 code for a protein of 218 amino acids. The transcript has 3 exons. Gene Ontology annotation, molecular function: DNA-binding transcription factor activity, RNA polymerase II-specific; RNA polymerase II cis-regulatory region sequence-specific DNA binding. Gene Ontology annotation, biological process: cell differentiation; anatomical structure morphogenesis; regulation of DNA-templated transcription. The record is from RefSeq and is a predicted model, not a curated record.
UAAUUGGGUAUUUUACAUUCAUUUGCAUAUUUUAAUUUGGUUUCAAUUAAAUUCUCGAGAAAGUGUUGUUAAAUUUUCGCGGGUCAAUAAAAGAAAAUCUUAAAAUGGGAAUCAUCAAAUUGGCAGGAAUUUUACUACAUUUCAACUUUGUUUACAUUAUAAGCAAUAACAUAAUGAGUAAUCGAUAAGUAAACAAAUAUAAGUCGGACGUAUCAGCGGCCGGCGCGCGCGCCCCUUCUGUCAAACAUUUUUAUAGUUAUGCGCAGAGCAUAAGGAACUCUUUAUAGUCUAUGCGCGCGAGUCGGCCGCACGCGCGUUCAUCUUGCGACGUUUAAAAAAAUUGUUCGCGGUAUUCGAUUAUUUGAAUUAAGUACUGAAGUUUGUGGUAACAAUGAGUUGGGAGCAUGAUCGUGACCGACCCUGCGACAAACUUGAAAUCAAUGAAGCUGUAGGAAAAUUACUGGAGACCUUUAACUACGACAGUAUAGUCCCGCAGCCACCGAGGGGUGGAGGGUGUAUGCGUCGCACGCAUGUGAAGAGGCCUAUGAACGCAUUCAUGGUAUUCGCACAAGCGAUGCGCAGGCGCCUCUCUGAACAACAGCCGGCGCUACACAACGCAGAACUUAGCAAGUCCCUUGGAACUAUGUGGAAACGGUUGACUGAAGAGGAAAAGAAGCCCUUCAUCACAGAAGCUGAUAAACUGAGAUCGCAACACAAAAAGGAAUAUCCCAACUACAAGUACCAGCCGCGGCGGCGCAAGCCCCAGCCGACGACAGCGGUGAGGCCGAAGCGCGAGCCUUCCCCGGACAGGGGACAGAUCGACUUCGCGGGCAUGCCGGAUAUCUCGCCCGCGCUGCUGGCGGACGGGCCGCCCGACAACUCGGAGCUGGAGCAGUACCUGCCGGGGCCCGACUACCACGAGCUGCAGCCGCGGCAGCCCGCCCUCAUCCCCGCGUACUACGCGCCCCCGCCCCUCAGCGCGCAGCUCCCCUCUCACCACCCCUCACACACCUCGUGUCCUGUCUGGCAACACUACACACAUCCCUAGAAACACUUCCAAUCCAGUCAUCAUGGGCUCAUGCCUCGAGGCGUUCUCAAUGACGUUUUAGCAGUUAAGUUUUAUCAAAGAUCAAAAUACUUUAUCGUCGGCUCAUAUUUUUUAUAACUUGUAAAAAAUAAAAAUAGGUCACACAGCAGUUGUAAAUAUAAUUGGGUAGACAUGUUUAGUGCUAUGCGAAACGACGCGCACGUGCGUUUAAUUUGUGUAAGCUGAAUAAAUAUUUAAUAGGUUAAAAGUUUUUGUAAAUUAUUAUUAUUUUUUACUUUUAUCGAUAGUUGAUUAUGGUACUUGUGACAACUUACUUGCGCGGUAUUUAAUAAUGGAUAGGCGUACAGACUUUAAGUAAAACUGCUUUUCAACAAAAGGCCUCAAUUCUAAAUUCCUUUCAACAACCAGACCUCACUUAGGUAGAGCAGAAUAUGUAGGGAGGAGACUACGCAUCGUAGAGCGGCCUCACUCUUCUACAAUUGCCUACUUUAUUCUUGAGGCUAGCUUAUUAUUGACAGAAAACGUAUGAAACCUAAGUAUGUAAAUGCUUACUACAAUAAUUAAAUUGGAAGUAGCGUCUAUUAAAAAUAACUUCGAUUAAGUACUUAGAAUACUUUAACCUUAAUUCCACGAAGUUUCUUUGUAAGUUUCAGGCAAAAUAUUU